AUGGCGGCGCCCUUUGCCGUACGGCGGCGGCGUCAUCGGGAGGCGCCCCCCGAACGUGGCGGCGCCCGUCGCCGUACGGCGGCGUCAUCAGGAGGCGCCGGCUCGGCGAUGCUGGAGGCGCUGGUGGCGGGCGGCGCGGAGGGGCUGGUCCUCGUGCGAGACAACGCCGCCUGCGAGGGUCGCAGCCUCCUCCGGGCCUUCGUCACCGCCGCCGUGCAGAGGGCCGAGCGCGUCCUCGUCGUCCUCUUCGACGUCCCCCGGGAGCAGUUCGAGGCCGGGCUGAGCCCCUCAGUGAAGGAGCAGCUCCUGUACCGCGAUGGCUUCACGGACCCCCUGGGCUGGAGUGGGCCGGACCCUGACCUGCGGGCAGGCGAUUUCGGGGGGCUGCUAGCGGGGGGGCUCCCCUCGGGGGGGGCCCCUGACGCUGGUGCUGGACUCACUCAGCUGGCUGCUGCUGCGCCUGCCCCCCCCCUGCCUCUGCCAGGCCCUGGGGGCCCUGCUGGGGGGGGGCCCCCGGCUCCGGACGAGAGCUUCACCCUCCUGCCUGAUGGCUCCCUGCGCUCUCUGGGGGUGCCCACCCCCACGCCAGAGGAGGAGGACGGGAGACCCCCCCCCUCCGUGGCCCGGACGCCUGGGUCCCCCAGGGAUUCAGGGGGCCGGGCCCCCUCCCACCCCCUCACCUUCCGCCUGCAGCUGUCUGCAGCUGAGCGGGCAGCACGGGCAGCUGUGCCCCCCCCGUACCAGCUCAGCACCCCUAAGAGAUCGACCCUCCUCCGGACACCCGGGACCAUCGUCUGUGCCCUGGAACCCCCCGAGGACGAGGACCCCGAGGACCCUGACGACGACCUGGACGUGUGACACGCCCCCCCCCCAGGUUUAUUGUAGGACCUAUGUAAACCCAGGGGGUUACUGUAGGACCUACGUAAACGUUGGGACCCCCAAUAAAGCUGUCGCAUCUCCCCCA
Molecule: messenger RNA, 964 nt
Organism: Aquila chrysaetos chrysaetos
Lineage: Eukaryota; Metazoa; Chordata; Aves; Accipitriformes; Accipitridae
Gene: ELP5
Product: elongator acetyltransferase complex subunit 5
Exons: 6
Coding region: 1-858 (285 amino acids)
Biological process (GO): tRNA wobble uridine modification
Cellular component (GO): nucleus; cytosol; elongator holoenzyme complex
Molecular function (GO): tRNA binding
Source: RefSeq, a predicted model, not a curated record